Camelina sativa (false flax) is the source of this 929-nucleotide messenger RNA. NCBI's taxonomy places the organism in Eukaryota, Viridiplantae, Streptophyta, Magnoliopsida, Brassicales, Brassicaceae. The record is from RefSeq and is a predicted model, not a curated record.
AUAUCUUUUUCUCUCUCUCUCUUUCUUUCUCUCGCGAUGUGCUGAAAGGACAAAGGAAUUUGGAAUCAGAAGGAAGGGUUUGGAAUCGAUUGAUCUGGAAUCAGAGGAAGGGUUUGGAUUCGAAGGAUCUGGAGAUGAGUAGCGAAGGCGAUUGACUCGGUGGAGAUGGAUGCGAUUGACAGAAUCGAGUCCGAGAUUUGGAGAUUACCUUCGUGUUCGAAUGUUUAGGAGAGAAUUAGCUUCGUGCUCUAUAGUUUCUGUGGUGAUUUGUUUUGUUAUGUGCUUUGAUUUUGCUUCACAGAACAAGCUGCAGAAUCUAGCUGGACAGCAUUCUGAUGUUCUCGAGAAUCUGACUCCUAAAAUCAGAAGACCUGUUGAGGUCUUGCGGGAGAUUCAGCGUUUUGAUAUUGUGAAUGGAGCUACCGACGUUGAAGGGGCUCCAGAGGAUACUAAGAUGGACCAAGGAGACGACAAAACUGGAGAACAGAAAGGAGUUCCUAGUUUCUGGUUGACCGCCAUGAAAAACAACGAUUUUAUAUCUGAGGAGGUUGGUGUUGCAGCUAGGGUCGUUCAUUUAGACAGAGCGUGAUGAAGGAGCCCUUAUAUAUCUUAAAGAUAUUGGGUAAUUGUUGAUGAAGAUGAAGAUGAGCCUCUGCUUGAGAAGGCUAUUGGCUGAGGAACUUCAGAAUCUGAUGGAACAAGACUACGACAUUGGUUCUACGAUCCGGGAGAAGAUUAUACCUCAUGCUGUCUCAUGGUUCACUGGUGAGGCUAUUGAGGGAGAGGAGUUUGAAAUAGACAAUGAAGAUGAAGAUGAUAUUGAUGAAGACGAAGAUGAGGAUGAAGAAGAUGAUGAGGAUGAGGAAGAAGAAGACGACGAAGAUGAGGAGGAAGAAGUAAGCAAGACCAAAAAGAAGGUCCUGUACUGA